AUUUCAGAAAGUGGAACAAGUGAAGUUUUGCUUUGAAAUUCUUAAGUGAUGAAUCAAUCAGCACAGGUUUCAUAUUAAAAUUCAAACAUAUUCAAUGUGCUAUCAUAAUAAACAAAGAGAACCAAAUAUUCACAUUUAAGAAGCUGAAGCUUGAGCGGUUUUGCCGUUUUUGCUUUAAGAUUAUUUAAUCAAUGGAUUAUUAACAAAUUGCUUAAUGUUCUGUCAAAGACAUUUAAACUCAAACAUAUUCAGUUUACUAUCAUAAAAGACAAAAAACACUAGAAAAUAUUUACAUUUAAAGAGCUGACACCAGUGAUUUCUUUCUUAAAGAUUGAAUAAAACAUGGAUUAUCAACACUGUGGCCAAUUACAUUGACUAAUGGAUUAAUUGAGUAAAUGUUUCAGGGUUACAUUUUGUUCAUUGUUUGCUCAUGGUAUGAAUGCACUUUGAUCUGUCCCUGCUCAAAUGAGAAUGUAUCAACCCAUUUGAACAAGGAAUUUGAUUUUAGGUGAUGUAGCUUUAAUAUUAACCUUCUCAUCCUUGUGUCCUCUUUUCCUAAUUGUGACCUGAUGUAUUUCUCUUCUUUAGGGGGUGGCUGGUGCACAUCACAGUUAAAGAUCGUCCUUCUUGGUGGCAGAAACUCUGGAAAGAGCUCUUUGGGAAACUUACUCCUGGGAAAAGAGGAGUUUGUCACCAAAGAGAGGACCUCCUGCUCCCGGAGGCUGGGCAUGGUGGCGGGACGGUGGCUCACCGUGGUGGACACUCCCGGCUGGUGGUGCGACUUCAGCGCUCAGGACACAUCCGAGCUGGUGAAGAGAGAGAUCAUGAGUAGCGUCUCUCUAUGCUCACCAGGCCCACAUGUAUUUUUGAUCACGGUCAAGGCGAGCUCGGCCUUCUCAGAGAAGCGUCGGCAGGCUGUGGAGGAGCACGUGGCCCUGCUGGGUGAGACGGUGUGGAGUCACUGCAUGGUUGUCUUCACCUCUGCUGACAGGUCCAAACACACAGGAGCAGAGGAGCAUGUACAAACAGAGGGAAAGGCUGUCCGCUGGCUCAGGGAGAAGUGCAGUCAGAGGUGUCACAGUGUUGUCCUGAGCGAUGAUCCUGAAAUCACAGAGCUGCUCGAGAAGAUACAGAAACUUGUCACAGAAAAUGGAAACAGAGUGUUUGAAAUGCAGGAAAACAUUUUACAAGCGACUGCAGAGGAGAAGAGACGAGCGGAGGAGAGAGCUCAGCAGAGGUUUCUGAGGAUGAAAAAACACAGAGCUCUCAUGCAAGAGAGGUUGCGACCCAUUACCAAUAUCAGGAUUGUGUUGGUGGGAGCAAAGGGUUCUGGGAAGACUUCAGCACUGAAUACAAUCCUGGGCAGAGACAGCACCCAGCCACUCAGGAGAACAGCUCAGUGUCAGGUUGGAGAAGGAGUGGUGUUUGGGAGACAGCUGACUGUGGUGGACACUCCAGGCUGGUGGAUGAACUACUUCCGUGAGGAGAGUACCAUCUUUGACCAGAGGGAGCUGGUGGUCAGUUUGUCUUGCUGUCCUCCAGGGCCUCAUGUCUUCCUGCUGGUGAUCCGUGUGGACAGAGCCUUUACAGAAACCUACAGGAGAGCAGCGCAGCAGCACCUCCAGCUGAUCAGUGAGCACAUCUGGGGUCGUGUCAUCGUGCUGUUUGGUUUCGGGGACUGGCUGGGAGGCACGACCACUGAGCAGUACAUAGAGAGCGUGGGAGAGCCUCUGCGGUGGCUCUGUGAAAGAUGCGGCAACAGGUAUCACAUCCUGAACAAUAAAACUAAAGGAGAUGGAUUUCAAGUCAGAGAUCUGAUUGGUAAGAUUGAAGAAAUGUUGACUGGGGGCAACAGUUACCAAUAUUAUGAAAUAGAGAGGAAUGUGAUGGAACAGCUGGAGGUGAAGAUGAGAGGAGAGAAGGAGAGAGCCAAGGAGAGACUGAUGAAGAAGGAGAAACAAAGGCAGAUGGCGAGGUCUCAGCUGGAGAAGCUCAACCCUCUUCCAGAAAUGAGGAUAGUGCUUGUUGGUGGCAGGAGAACAGGCAAAAGCUCAUGUGGAAACACCAUCCUGAGCAGAGAGUGCUUCGACACUGACAGCCAAACCACUUCCUGCACUGAAAAACGAGGCAAAAUCAGCAGCAAGAUGGUUACAGUGCUAGACACACCAGGGUGCUUCUCUGUGACCUCUGACCUCUUCAUGGCUCCUUCAUCCUGUGCUAUCCUUCUAGUUGUUAACAUGAGCUCCUCAUUCAAAGAUACCCACAGGGAAGACUUGGAGAAACAGCUGGAGGCAGGAGGAGGCCAGAUGUGGAGAAGAGCUGUGGUCCUGUUCAGCUACGGCGACUGGCUGGGCGACACGAGCAUCGAGCAGCGCAUCGAGAGUGAAGGCGAGCCGCUGCGGACGCUUGUUGAGAAGUGUGGCAACAGAUAUCAUGUCCUGGACAAUAAACACCGGGGGGAUGGGGCUCAGGUUAAUGAGCUGAUUGAACUGAUGGAGGAGAUGCUGGUUGAAGACAGGCUGGCUCUUCACAGAGGUGACCGUAUGUGGAAGCGUGUCUCUGCAGCACAAGAGCAGGAGCCAGACGCAGCGAUUCUGUGUAAGAAGGAUCUAAAUGUGUCCUGUGACUCGACUGAAUCGGCUUCUUCCACAACACAAACAUCACUACACUGUUGUGGAGGUGCAGGUGCUGAUGGUCAGAUAGUGGCAGCACCAGUAGUAAGAGCAGGAGGACGGACUGCACUCACCACCCUGGACAGAGACAGCUUCGUGUCCAUCUUAUCAUCGAUGCUCUCUGGUGAAAGACGACUGAGGUGGACUGCUGCAGGCCAACAGAGAUUAACAGUAAAUCUGCCCAGCUGGUUCCCUGCUGAUGCUCCUCACAGCAGCCUGACACUGAACGGUGAAAGCCAGGUGCGUCUGUUCUCACCCACACAUCCAAAAAUGCUUUUGAUUUUACCUCCAGCACAAAACAGGAUGCUCACAGAGGAAAAUGUCAUGAAUGUUCAUUCCCUUUGCCAUCCUGCCCUGAGAGAACGGACCCUUAGGAAGCUCACUGAGUCAGGAGGCCUGCAGCAGCUGAUUGACCAGUGGGGGGACAGCAGCCUGGAGGAGCUGGAAGCAUUUAUAGACGCAUACUUUGAGAUGGUGUGGGAACAAACCAUUGGGCCAUUCCAGCCGACUGAGCCCGACUCUCCUGCCACAGAGCAGGACACCGCGGUCUGGGAGGCUGGAGAGGAGGAAGUGCUCUCAUCCAUAGACAGAAAACUCUCAAAGCUGGAGCUCCUUGAGGAGAUCAGGAGCGAUCUGUCUGAGCUGAGGGAGAGUGUGGAGCACAGCUGGAGGAUCAUACAGGAACUCAGAGACAAGAGUGAACAAGACCCCAAUCACACAUGUUGAUACAAGAGAAAUCAAGAAUCAAAGAUGGAGGAAGUAAGAUAGUAUAAAUUGUUAUUUAACUUUACAGUAAGUACAUUUACUCAAGUAUUUUACUUGAAGUAUUUGCAAUCUACUUGAGUAGCCUAUUUUCAUUCUCUGCCGCUUGUUACUUCUAAUCAUCAGGUGCAUAUACUUUUUACUCCACUUCAUUUAUUUGAUAACUGUAGUUUUCUCGCAGAUUCGCAUUAACACUGCAAAAUAGCAUGAUUUAUGAUAUAUUUUAUAGGUUAAUAAAAUAAGAUAAAACCUCAUUGAACCCUGGUGAGAAAUUCACAAUGUAGUUAAAACAAGCCCCACACACUGCCAGCUGCAACAUUAAAAUGAUAUACACAUCAAUACAUCAUUUAACAGUAAUAUAACAUACAUUAUUAUGAUUAUACUCUUGUACCUUUUGAAUGCAGGGUUCUUACUUGUAACAGAAUAUUUCUGCACUGUGGUUACAUUAGUAAAAAAGUCUCAGAACCUCUGUGUAGUUUUGUUAUGAUAUUUCUCCACAAGGGGGCGGUGCUGUAUAAGGGUGGGUUUUGCAUAUUAUUGUAUCCUUGUGUCCACCGAUCCACCACAAUACGUUUGUUUUUCUUAUACAUGUUGAAAUAGAUUAAGUAAAGUGAGUUUGAUGGUUAGUUACUCCAUGACUAAACAGUAAAGAAUGAAACCAGACUUUGAAUUUUCCCCAUUUUCUCCAAUAUGGACCAUAUACACUAAGGAAAGUUUCCAGAAGUAUAUGGACACUUAAACAUUACACACAUAUGUGAGGAAAUCAGUAUUUUUUUUUUUUUUAUAUUUUUUUUUUGUUGAGAUUGCAUUAGUUGUUUGUGUGUGACCC
Seriola aureovittata is the source of this 4263-nucleotide messenger RNA. Its product is annotated as GTPase IMAP family member 8. The transcript has 4 exons. Gene Ontology annotation, molecular function: GTP binding. Lineage: Eukaryota; Metazoa; Chordata; Actinopteri; Carangiformes; Carangidae. The record is from RefSeq and is a predicted model, not a curated record. Bases 570 to 3398 code for a protein of 942 amino acids.